UAUACAAACUGAGCAUGGCUUCAUAUGUCACGGAACAGAUUCUUACUUACAGAUUUGGACAUGCACCAAGUCGAAACUUUUGGGUGAUUAUCUCUUCCCGAGUGGUCAUCAUGACUGAAUAAGACGAUCCUAUUGCGCACCCGGUCUGAGUGAGAACCUCUGGACAUUAUGCCAGCUGAAGAGGUCUGUGACCGUGUUUCCGUAGAGGAUGAUUCAAAGACGGGGCCAGAUAUUCCCUUCCUUUUGGAAGUGCGUGAGAAAGACAAGGAGCCCUGGAAGUCAGUGUUGAAAAGGAAGGUGGUGAAAAAGUGUUCCUGCAGUGCAACUUGUGCCAAAUCCCUGCUUGUAGAUUCCCUUCCAAUUCUGAAGUGGCUGCCACGCUAUCACUUCAAAGACUGGAUCAUUGGGGAUGCCAUGUCAGGUCUAAUUGUGGGUAUCCUGUUGGUUCCCCAGUCCAUCGCCUAUUCUUUACUGGCAGAACAAGACCCUAUUUAUGGAAUCUAUACAUCUUUCUUUGCCAGCAUUAUCUACACCCUGCUAGGCACCUCCAAGCACAUCUCAGUGGGGAUGUUUGGGGUAUUGUGUUUGCUGGUGGGGCAGGUGGUAGACAGGGAGCUUACUCUGGCUGGCUACCCCUCAGAAACCAAUCAGACUGCUCUGGGGAACAUCGACAACAGCACUGUUCCGAUCUGUGACCGAAGCUGCUAUGCAAUCAUGGUGGGAGCAACACUAACUUUUACAGCAGGGGUCUACCAGGUGUUGAUGGGUCUCCUACAAGUUGGAUUUGUCUCAGUUUACCUCUCUGACUCUCUGUUGAGUGGUUUCGCUACUGGUGCCUCUCUCACCAUCCUAACAUCCCAAAUCAAGUACUUUCUGGGGCUUCACCUUCCUCGUGUCCAAGGCUGGGGCUCGCUUAUAAAAACCUGGAUAAGUCUGCUGAAGAAUCUGGGCCAUACCAACAUAUGUGACCUCAUAACCAGUAUUCUCUGCUUUCUUGUACUUGUACCCACCAAGGAGCUUAACAACCGUCUCAAGACAAAGCUCAAGGCCCCUAUUCCCUUUGAGCUCUUUGUGGUCAUUGCUGCUACUCUGGCUUCCCACUUUGGCCAUUUCAAUGAAAAAUAUGGCUCAGAUGUAGCUGGGGACAUUCCAACAGGCUUCAUGCCACCACAACUACCAAACUGGUCUCUUAUACCCAAUAUCGCAGUUGAUGCCUUCUCAAUAGCUAUUGUUGGUUUUGCCAUUACAGUGUCUUUAUCUGAGAUGUUUGCUAAGAAGCAUGGUUAUGUGGUGGACCCUAACCAGGAGAUGUAUGCCCUUGGGUUCUGCAAUAUCAUUCCAUCAUUUUUCCGUUGUUUCACGACCAGUGCCGCCUUGACCAAGACUCUUGUGAAGGAGUCAACUGGUUGCCAGACUCAGCUCUCUGGGUUGGUGACUGCUCUAGUGCUGCUGCUUGUCCUACUUGUUAUUGCCCCACUUUUCUACUCAUUGCAGAAAUGUGUAUUGGCUGUCAUCAUUGUCGUCAACCUCCGUGGUGCACUGUGGAAGUUUGCAGACAUUCCGAAAAUGUGGCAUGUGAACCAUAUUGACACUAUCAUCUGGCUGGUAACCAUGGCUACCUCAGCAUUGGUGAACACAGAGCUAGGCCUGCUCGUUGGAGUUUUGGUGUCAGCAUUCUGUGUGCUAGGCCAAACUCAGUGUGUCCAGGUCCUCCAGCUUGGCCAAGCAGGGGACCGCGAGAUCUUUGAAGACAUUGCAUCAUACAAGGGCCUUCAAACCCAUCCAGGGGUAGCUGUUUUCCGCUAUGAGGCUCCCAUCUACUACGCCAACCAAGCUCUAUUCAAGAAGUCACUGUACCGCAAUGUGGGCCUGGAUCCACUCAAAGAGAAGGCCAGGCGCAAGAAACUGAUGAAGCAGCAGCAGCAGGGUGGAGAAGAGAAUAAGCAAGAGAUGGAAGUGUCCACCAAUGUGUUUCUGCUACAGCAUACCACCGUCCAUACGCUGGUCGUAGACUGCAGUCCAGUGCUGUUUCUGGACACUGCAGGAGUCAAUGCUUUGAAAGAAGUAUACAAGGACUACAAAGAGUUGGGAGUGUGUGUACUUUUGGCGCAAUGCAGCACCUCUGUCAUUGAUACCUUGCGGAGGGGAGGUUACUAUGACCCAAAGACUGGUACCAAAGAAAUACAGUUUCACAAUGUUGGUGAUGCCAUCUCUUUUGCCCAAAGCUUGAUGUCGCAGAAUGGUGAUUGUGACACUGUUGUGUAAUGCUCUGCAAUGUAUUGAUUUAUGAACAAACUUGCCUUUUUCAAUUGAUGAAAUUGAAUUUCAAAAUUAUAUAAUUGACUCGCUCUUUAAGAUCUCUAUAAUAUGAAUGGACAAUCAUCUGUUUACAGCAUAAUUGCUAUUGAAAACCAAAAAAUUUACGUGUUUUAUGUUUAUAUUUUGCAGUACUUUAAAACUAGUUAAUCCAUAACUUUUCAAUCCUUUGUGUAUCUCAGGACCUUUCUCUAGUCUUAAGGCCAGCAAAAACGCAAGAAGCGUACUGGUCUUAAAAUAGUUGUAUUAUGUACAAGAGUAUUUAAGGGUUUAAUCCCUUUUCUACAUGAACAGAAAUGUUAUGCUAGACAAGAUCUAGCUUAUAUAUUUACUUUAUAUGAUCUCCAUUCCAUUCUAGUUUGCUAUGCAUAUUCAGUCAGAAUUAUGUUAUUUAAUAUAAUUUGUGACAUUUACCCAACUUUAUGGCUAGUUGUGAAUGUUGAAAUUACCAUAAAGUCUGGAUACACAAAGAUUGUUGUUGGGUGAGUAAAAGUUGAACUCUUUCACCCAGUCACAAGAUGUUUACCUCAUUUGCACCGGAAAGUUUGCUGCUGUGCCUUGUCACUGUGAUGUUGCUAUCACAAAGUAGCUUUUGAAAAAGUGCAGCCUUCAUUUUUAUAUAUAUAUAUAUACACACACACACACACACACACACUACCGGUCAAAAGUUUUGAAACACUUAUUUUUUAUUCUAAUUUUUUUCUUCUUCACAUUUUAGAAUAAUAGUAAAGUCAUCAAAACUAUGGAAUAACAUAAAUGGAACUAUGGGAAUUAUGUUGUGACUAAACAAAAUCCAAAAUAAAUCAAAACUGUGUUAUAUUUUAGCAUCUUCAAAGUAGUCACCCUUUGCUUAGAAUUUGCAGACAUGUACUCUUGACAUUUUCUCAACCGACAUCUUGAGGUCUCAAGAGCACUUAUUGGCUGCUUUUCUUUAUUAUUUGGUCCAAGUCAUCAAUUUCAAAAACUUCAUUUUUAUUUUUAUUAAAUUUUAGUUUAAUAAUGAAAUAAAUUAAUAUGGUGGCACAAUUAUAUUUUUUGUCUACAAAACUAAUUUAAAACAUUUAAGCGUAUGCCUUCAGAUCAAAAGAUUUUUAAGAUCAUGAGAAACAUUUCAGUCAAGUGUUUCAAAACAUUUGACUGGUAGUGUGUAUAUAUAAUAUAUUUGUAUACAGUUGAAGUCAGAAAUUUACAUACACCUUGGGCAAAUACAUUUUAAACUCAAACAGUUUUUCACAAUUCCUGACAUUUAAUCAUAGGAUUAAUUCCCUGUCUUAGGUCAGUUAGGAUCACUACUUUAUUUUAAGAAUGUGAAAUGUCAGAAUAAUAAUAGAGAGAAUGAUUUCUUUCAGCUUUUAUUUCUUUCAUCAUAUUCCCAGUGGGUCAGAACAUACAGUGUUAGUAUUUAGUAGCAUUGUCUUUAAAUUGUUUAACUUGGAUCAAACGUUUUGGGUAGCCUUCCACAAGCUUCUCACAAUAAGUUGCUGAAAUUUUGACCCAUUCCUCCAGAUAGAACUUGUGUAACUGAUUCAGGUUUGUAGGCCUCCUUGCUCGCACACACUUUUUCAGUUCUGCCCACAAAUUUUCUAUCGAAUUGAGGUCAGGGCUUUGUGAUGGCCACUCCAAUACCUUGACUUUGUUUACCUUCAAGCCAUUUUGCUACAACUUUGGAGGUAUGCUCGGGGUCAUUGUCCAUUUGGAAGAUCCAUUUGCGACCGAGCUUUAAAUUCCUGGCUGAUGUUUUGAGAUGUUGCUUCAAUAUAUCCACAUCAUUUUCCUUCCUCAUGAUGCCAUCUAUUUUGUGAAGUGCACCAGUCCCUCAUAGAGCAAAGCACCCCCACAACAUGAUGCUGCCACCCCCAUGCUUCAUGGUUGGGAUGGUGUUCUUUGGCUUGCAAGCCUCACCCUUUUUCCUUCAAACAUAACGAUGGUCAUUAUGGCCAAACGGUUCAAUUUUUGUUUCAUCAGACCACAGGACAUUUCUUGAAAAAUUAAGAUUUUUGUCCUCAUGUGCACUUGCAAACUGUAGUCUGGCUUUUUGGAAAUUGCUCCCAAUGAUGAACCAGACUUGUGGAGGUCUGGUUCAUCUGAGGUCUUGGCUGAUUUCUUUUUAUUUUCCCAUGAUGUCAAGCAAAGAGGCACUGAGCCUUAAAAUACAUCCAUAGUUACACCUCCAAUUGACUCCAAUUAGCCAGUUAGAAGCUAAAUUAGGCUUGACAUAAUUUUUUGGAAUUUUCCAAGCUGCUUAAAGGCACAGUUAACUUAGUGUAUGUAAACUUCUGACCCACUGGAAUUGUGAUAUAGUCAAUUAAAAGUGAAACAAUCUGUCUGUAAAAAAAAAAUAGUUGGAAAAAUGUCUUGUGUCGCGCAUUAAGUAGAUAGAUGUCCUAAAUGACUUGCCAAAACUAUAGUUUGCUAAUAUAAAAUCUGUGGAGUGGUUAAAAAAUUAGUUUUAAUUAUUUCAACCUAAGUGUAUGUAAACUUCUGACUUCAACUGUAUGUGUGUGUGUGUUUGUGUGUAUAUAUAUAUAUAUAUAAUUUAGUAUGUAUGUAUGUAUGUGUGUGUGUGUGUGUGUGUGUGUAUAUAUAUAACCUGUCAGUCCCUGAAGUUCUGCCUAACAAUCUCCCUUUGUGUUUCAUUGAAAAAAGAAAUCAGAUUGGAAACAGCAUCUUUUUAACUAAAGGCUUUUCUCAAGGGGCAAAAUAAUAAGUUUGGUAAGGAUUUUUUUGACUCUGUAGAGUUUUAUUUUAUUUUCAUUUUUUUCAUUCUGUGUAGAGAGCAAAGAGGGCUCAGGUAGAGUUUGUAAAUGGCAUUCAUGUUUGACCGGUUGAACAGGUCUGAUGGAGUAGGAUACAUAGCAGGAUGUUCAGGAGGGAGGGAGGUGUCCAACAGUAACUGAAUAUCAUUGCUCAGAGAAAUGAAUACAGUCUGUCCUCCUGUUGGCUGAACUAGAGCAUGGUUAUGAAUACCAGUGCUGGACAUAGUGCCAGAUAUUAUUUCUGAUAGAAAGUAAGAAAAAAAUACAAUAUUAUGUGUGUAUUUGAAUAUAUUUUAUGCCUUUGUAGUGAGAAUUGGGAACUACUUGUAUUGUUAAUAUUAGCCUUCAUGGUGACUAAGGUGGAACUUCAAGGUUGAAUUUCAUAUUUAUUGAAACUUUUCUAAUAGUCUUAAGUUCAUGCUUUUUGCUUUUUCUGUGCAUCUUAAUUACUCUGUUUUAAUAUAAUAUUACUGGAAUUGUCUCAGUGGCUCUACUUUUAUGAUUGUUACAGAUGUAUUUUGUAUUCUUAAAUUAUCUACAUACAAAUUCAGUUAUUCUUAUAUCAUAAGAGUAUGACUAUAUAUUGAAUGUUUAUAAUCAUGGAUAUUGACAGGAAAACAUGGGUAUCUUUAUAUAUACUGUAAAAAUGUGACUUAGUUCUAGCACAGAAAUAUAAUUUGUCUUAUAAUAAAUACAAAAUAAACCAGUUGC
This is a messenger RNA of Myxocyprinus asiaticus (Chinese sucker), 5783 nucleotides long. RefSeq names its product sulfate transporter-like. The transcript is spliced from 4 exons. Gene Ontology annotation, biological process: transmembrane transport. The record is from RefSeq and is a predicted model, not a curated record. NCBI's taxonomy places the organism in Eukaryota, Metazoa, Chordata, Actinopteri, Cypriniformes, Catostomidae. Gene Ontology annotation, cellular component: membrane. Gene Ontology annotation, molecular function: oxalate transmembrane transporter activity; sulfate transmembrane transporter activity; chloride transmembrane transporter activity. Bases 169 to 2265 code for a protein of 698 amino acids.